GUCACGCUCGCGUCUUGUUCUUCCACCUUCGCGAUGGCAGCAGCACUUGAAAGACAAAGCCUGAUAAAACUAUGCUCGGGAGAAACAUAUGAUAAAGCACAGACGAUUCUACGACUUGCAAAAGCCAAAACUGGGCCUGGCACUGGGUAUCUCGUCGCUCAUCCAAGUGCGCUUCCAGGCAUCUGCGCAUACCUCGCGUCAGAAGAAUUGAAUAAUAACGAUGUGUCGCAAAAAGCUGCUGUCGCGAGCGCUUGCAUCAGUCAAAAGGAUUUUACGAAGGCUUUGAACGUUGUGCGGACAGCACUUGGACCUACAGGGAAACAGCAUACGAGGGGUCUUAAUUACAGGUCGCUCAUCGGCACGUACCGUGUAGCACCUGCCGAUGAGGCAUUGGAAUGGAUGCGCGAAGCAGAAAGUAGUAUCCCAAAAGUUGACAUGCUUCGUGCGCGUCAUCAAGCCAGCACGGUGACUUGUGCCAUAUUUUACUGGAUAUGUCAGAUUAUGGAGGUUCAGGGGCUGCAAGAAAAAUCGCUUUGUCAAAACCAUGGCGUCCCUCUGCCUGCGUUCAAAUCUGUCAUGAAGGCCCUCGACAAGGAAUGUGAUGCAGUCGCCGGCCGCAUCAAAUCUGAGCUACGAGAAAUAAGUUUUUCUGGGGUGCCUUCGAAACCUCGGACUCGCCUUUCAACCUCGCCACACAAGUCUCCGACCAAAUCCGCCAUGAAAGUUAAAUCACAGGAUGUCACGCCAGUAAAGCCCCUGACACUAAAACGUUCCGUGGUGGCCUUCUCCCACAGCAUCGUUGAUGAUCUCGAUGAUACCCUAUUGCCUGAGACCCCGACUAAAAGACGUCGAGUUGAGUCACCUUUCAAGCCUGGCACAAGCGUCUCGCCCACAAAACGCACAAUAGCGCCACAAAGUACCACGCCUUCCCUAACUGCGUUUGAGCUAGCUGUCAGGGGAGAUUCUACCCCACGCCACGAACAACAAAAGGCUGCGUUCUCCAUUGCCGUAUCUAGUGGUUCACAAUCACCAUUACCUGGUCCUUCCACUCCGCGGCGCCCGCGAAGUCAACCAUCUAGACUAGUUGAAGAAUCAGCUGCAAUGGAAGUUGACGAACAACGGUCGGAGCCUGCCGGGCUUCCUGUGCGCAAACGGUUUCGACCAGUGUUCCUGGACCGACAGCAGUGGUGCAGUCGAGACCCCAGACUUGCAAACAUCUGGGAUGCAUCCAUAGAGCAUAGGACGAAGAUGAUGGGGUUGUAUAAUCAUCCAUUUGAGCAGUAUCGCCCUGUCGUCACCUCUUGAGUCAUGUGAAAGCCAAGGUUGGGCACAUCGCCGAUAUC
Molecule: messenger RNA, 1343 nt
Organism: Suillus bovinus
Lineage: Eukaryota; Fungi; Basidiomycota; Agaricomycetes; Boletales; Suillaceae
Exons: 3
Coding region: 34-1305 (423 amino acids)
Source: RefSeq, a predicted model, not a curated record